CUCCCUUCUCUUCCUCUUCUUACUUUCUUCUAAUAUCCAGUCUGUAAGACGCAGCGCUGGAAUGGCCACUGCACUACCCACUUUGGCCAUCCCAGGCCAGCGCCUGGGCUCAAUUGCCUCAUAUGCCGCCGGUCCUGGUACACACGUGCAGAACGCAACCAUCUAUGCCUCGAUCGCAGGCCCCGUGGUCGUUGAUCAAGCGCAACCCAGCUCCAAAGCAAAGCUCAUCCUGAGUGUCUCCCGCACAGGCCCCAAGAAGGCAGCUGCACCUGCACCCAGCACCAAGGCGUCCGCCAAACCAGCCACCACUGGAAAGCCCAAGCUGAGAUACAACACCCUCCCCGCCGUCGACUCGGUCGUGUUGGCGCGCGUUACCCGCGUUCAGAAGCGACAAGCCACCGUGUCUAUUCUAGUUGUGCUCGAUGAAUCUGCUAGUUCCCAGCCUCUCAACCCCGCACAGACUGCAUCGGACAAUGACAACAUCGAAGCUAUUCUCUCGUCCGCGGCUAAUCCAGAGAACCAUAGCAACUCGGACGAACUUCGCUUCCAGGCGCUGAUCCGCAAGGAGGACGUUCGCGCCGUUGAGAAAGACCGCGUCGUCAUGGAUGAGAUGUUCCGUGUUGGGGAUAUUGUUCGUGGAACGGUCAUCUCGCUCGGUGAUCAGAGCUUCUACUAUCUUACCACCGCACGCAAUGAUCUGGGUGUCGUUAUGGCUCGCAGUGAGUCGGGAAAUAUGAUGUUCCCGGUUAGCUGGAAGGAAAUGAGAGAUCCUGUUACUGGGGUCGCGGAGUUGAGGAAGGUUGCUAGGCCGUUUUGAGAGGUCUAUCACCUUUUUCUGGGGUGAGAGGAAUUGAAUGAUACCAGCAAUUAUGAAUGAUGCGUUGGUCUGGCCAAGCC
Messenger RNA from Aspergillus costaricaensis CBS 115574, 897 nucleotides. Its product is annotated as exosome non-catalytic core subunit CSL4. Lineage: Eukaryota; Fungi; Ascomycota; Eurotiomycetes; Eurotiales; Aspergillaceae. The transcript has a single exon. Gene Ontology annotation, biological process: RNA processing. Gene Ontology annotation, cellular component: cytoplasm; nuclear exosome (RNase complex). Gene Ontology annotation, molecular function: RNA binding. Bases 62 to 817 code for a protein of 251 amino acids. The record is from RefSeq and is a predicted model, not a curated record.